AUGCCCGCCCAACACGCAGCCAACGACAGCGUCCCACCGCCAUGCAGGUACAGGUCGCUGGUGUGCGGUGCCGGCUGGCCACAAGUCGUUGACCGUGCAUGCAUGCAUACGAGAAAGGCGACACACACCAGCGCGUCGAGCAGCACAAGAUUUCGACGUCGUCGUGCAGGUCGACUGUAUCAUCCCAUCCCAGCACCGCCCAUGAAUCACCACCGCCGACUGCACUCCCGUGGGCUGUUUGCGGCGGCAUGUCUGUUCGAUUCAUCCGCCAUCAGCAUCUCAGGUACACAGUCGCGUCUAGAGUCAGCGUGGUGCAGCUGCAAACACAGCGUCGCUGCUUGGGCUGGUCCAGCGAACGACGACAGGCCGCUUUCCUCGGACCCGGCGACGCGCUCUGCACAGCUGCACAGUGACGACGACUAUUCGAUGCAGCUGUCUCAAGCCGCCGGUGGCCACACGGCCAGUCAGUCUGCAAAGCUGCAGCGUUGUUGGUCGUUUGUCUCUGCUGCGACUCGUCUUCUUCGUCGUUCUCACUGCCCACUCGCGGCAUCGCCAGGCCGUGUGGCCAGACUGCCAACGCCACCGGUCAGCCUAUCACCACGGCUUCGCUUCCAAUCGAUAACCUGUGCCGGAAGUCAAUCAUCACCAACCGUCGAGACCCUAGCUCGGGAUUCGCUGGACCGCUCGCUGCGCCGGUGCAGACAUGUGUCAGGACUUUCUUCCAAUAGCGCUUCGCUGCGCAGCCAUCACGCCGUGUGUGGCCUCACGGUCGCGGCGAACGAAAGACACGGGCGUGGUGUGGUGUGCUGCGCUGUGCUGGCUGCUGGUGCUCGCUACUGCAGCGCCUGCCAGUGGGUAGGUCGCACCAUUCCACGGCUGAUCAGAGUGCGGCGGCCGUGGCCACGCAGCUGCGAGAGGCGAGUCAAAAUCGACGCGUGCGAGGAAAAAUCUCAUCACUUUCUUGCUCCUGCUGCUGCUUCCCACCGCGGCCUGGCGUCGGACGAGUUGAAACACACGAGCAGCACCUAA
Messenger RNA from Zasmidium cellare ATCC 36951, 1029 nucleotides. RefSeq lists its product as uncharacterized. Bases 1 to 1029 code for a protein of 342 amino acids. The transcript is spliced from 4 exons. Lineage: Eukaryota; Fungi; Ascomycota; Dothideomycetes; Mycosphaerellales; Mycosphaerellaceae. The record is from RefSeq and is a predicted model, not a curated record.